Messenger RNA from Cylindrotheca closterium, 2382 nucleotides. The record is from the annotation of a GenBank genome assembly. Lineage: Eukaryota; Bacillariophyta; Bacillariophyceae; Bacillariales; Bacillariaceae.
AUGGCGGAGACAGAAAACGAAUCCUCCUCGGCAAUACACCUUGAGUCAAGUAAGAGAAGCAGUGGAAAUAUUCGAGAGAUUCGCAUCUCUAGUCCUAGACCUCGCCGCGGACUCACUGAUGGAUCCAAAAGAUCACCUGUCCGAGACUCAAGGGAUCACAGGAAGAAGCGAAGCAGUUCUAGGGCAACCAAACCUGGUGCCAUUUCUACCAAUUCCAGCAAGCAUUCUGGUGAGCGGUGCAAGGAGCGAAGCAGUGAGAAGGCAUCCAAACCAGGUGCCGUUUGUACCAACUCCAGCAGGCAUUCUGGUGAACGACGCAAGGAGCGAAGCAGUCAGAAGGCAUCCAAACCAGGCGCGAUUCCUGAGAAAGUUGGCAAGAAUCAUGUUGCUCGAAAGAAGGAACGAAGUAGCCUCGCAUCGAAGCCUGGCGCUGUUCCCAAAGAUGCGAGGACUUCUCGCAAAUCAAGAAAGGGAGAAAGGGCUAGAAUGCCCUCCAACCUAUCCCCAGUACCUGCCAAGGCCGACAAUCAGGAAGGCGAUGUUCUGGUGGCGACAACUGUGGAUGAUAACUCAGCAGCACAAGAAGUUGUGCAAAUUGAACGCAAGUUUGAGCAAAAGGAAAAGCAACGUCGACAAGAAAUGGAGGAGCUUAAUCGGCAACCUGAAGCUAAGAAAGCGCAACGAGAAGUAGCAGAGAAAAGACGGAAGGAACGAAGAAAUCGAAUGAUUACUGCUAUGAUUUGCAUGAGCAUACUUGUUAUGGUUGCCGCCGCCGGAGUCGGCACCCAUUUUGCCCUUCAAAAGGAUGAAAGCAUCAAGAACUCUACGACGCUAACAGGUAGUACUGAAGAUCUAACUACAGCACCAUCAUCUACAUCCAUUGAUGAAAACAUCAAUGUAUCCGAUGCACCUACAAGUGGUCCAACCGUAACCCAGCUAUACGAUCCACCUAGUCAAGAAGACUGUCUUGCUAUCUCCAGGAAUGAAACCAUCACUAGACAGGAAGACUUGGAUCAGCUCCAGUUUGACAUGGCCUUUGAUGUCACUUUGGAAACGGGUGGCGAUAUCGCCGAAGAACAAGUGCAAUCUCUCUUGGAUGUUACGCAAGGGAAGCUCCUUCCAUCUUUGGCUGUUUGCCCUAGUCCGACGGUCAAUCGCCGCGGAUUGGCAAAGUAUGGACAGCCAAUGUUCAGAGGUGCCGCACAGCAAAAAAAACUUGCUAUUGGAGGAAGUCGUUAUAGCAUUUCAAUGCAUUUGCCACUGGAUCCGGAUGAGUUCUGUGUUAUCACUCAGGAUUUGAACCUGUGUCAAAGAAUCGUGGUCACGGUAUCUGUGACUUUGAAGGGGCCCGUCCAACUCUUGGAUAUCACUAUUCUGACCCUUGACACAGUAGCAGAAAAGCUACAAGCGGAAGGGCAAGAUGAUGCUAAUUUGAAAGGUCCGUUUGGAUUUGGCAAUCAAUUCGCUGAAGUGCAUUUGAUCAAUAUUGAUAAUCAGUCAGCAACAACGGCUACAAACCCAAAACCAUCAUCAGUUCCCAGCGAAGUUCCUUCUUCGAAAUCUACUGGAAUGCCAACUGGAGGACAGGUAAUAUCGGCUCCAUCCAAAGUGGCAACCUCGAAUCCUGCUGGAAUGCCAGCUUUGGGGCAGGUAACAUCCUCCCCAUCCAAAGCGGUAACUUCGAAUCCUACUCGAAUGCCAGCUGUAGGCCCAGUAACACAAGCUCCAAGUCCAUCGCCAUCAAGAACUACGCUAUCGCCAUCAAUUACCCCAAGUACGGCUUCCGUAGUUGAUCCGACUCCUCACCCAUCUGCACGUCCAACUGCAGUCUCAUCCGAUAUACCAAGUCUCGAUCCUUCUUCUAUGCCUUCUUUGUCACCAACACUGGCUCCUGUGGUAGGCCCAACACCUCCUCCAUCCACUGCACCCACCAUAUUGCCAUCUAUUGAACUAAGUGAAGUGCCAUCUUUGAAUCCAUCUUUAAAUCCAUUUUUGAACCCAUCAUCGCAGGAACCCAACCGCGCGUCCUACACCCAUACCAACUUCACGGCCGACACCCAUUCCAACCCCACUUCCUACAGCCAAUCCAACGCCACGUCCAACACCCCUUCCGACCCCACCUCCUACUCCGAUGCCAAUCCCUUUCCCCACAGCAUCACCGACAAGGCGUUGUUUUCAGACGAACAGCGAACUCACGGGUGCAGUUGGCAACUGGUUUCAGUCAAAGGCAUCCGUCAAGAGCACUUAUGGAUCCAUUGGCGACUGGUGUUCUGGUGUAGGUGUGACCAGUAUGUACGAACUGUUCAUCGAUCGCACUUCCUUCAACGAGGACAUUUCAAAUUGGGAUGUUUCUUCAAUAACCAAUACAGAGAGGAUGUUUAG